AUGGAGGGUACUGCGACUAGUCAGCCAGCCAAGCAGUUGCAGGUGGAGAACCUUGCGGACCAUGACCUAAAGCACUUUAUCCGGUUUGCCGACCCGCUCUUCAAGGACAUCGUGUACUGGAUCAACCCGGUAUACGGGCCAGCCGAGGCGCCAAAGCCGGCACUUCUGCGACAGUCCGAGUCGGCCAGCGCCAAAAUAAACGGCAUUCUGGUACGCGCGUGCCCGCAGAUGAUCAACCACGUUGCGCGCUUCUACAUGCCACGUCCGUCGCCGCAGACCGAGGAGAGCGUGCUGCGUGUAACGCAUAUAGUUAGCCCCGACACGCACUUUGCCGAGUACACGCUAGCUGUCAGCGCUGGCUCAGGCGCUGUGUAUCAGGAGAAGUACUACUCGGCGUCGGCAAAACGCAUAUUCUCGGGCAUGGUGGUCGUAGCCACGCAAGUGCCUGCGCUAGACAAGGAGGAGAUCCUGGGCACUGUCAUGGCCCUGGGCGGCCAGUAUCGCCAAAAGAUGAUGCCUGACGUCACCCACGUCCUGAUGAUCAAGGAUACCGGCCCCAAGUACGAGUAUAUCACCAAGCAUCCGCAGCUCGGCAUCAAGCCGAUUCUGGUGCAUUGGCUCAACGAGACCAUGAACAUGGUGCAGUCGGUGCCGCAGGACCCGUACCUGUUCCCGAACCCGCCGAUGCUGGCCGGCCACGUCAUGCGGGACCAGGGACAAGCGCAGAACAGCGACAUUGCAGUGCCCGCAGGCAACACACAGACCGCCAAUGCAUAUGAGCUGCCCAAGCCGGCCACGCAGUUCCUGAAGGGGUAUUUUGUCGCUGUUGACUCGCAGCUUCGGUCGAUGCUCAGCCGGGGAGCCAUCGAGCAGCUGAACCAGCGCCUCUCGGAAGCAGGUGCAGUCAGCGCACAGGUGGGAGGUGAAGAGGACCCGGAUUCGCUGUCAUACGACUGGAAGGCUGUCGAUGUCCUGAUCUGCCACAACCGGUCAGGCUACGACUACUCGAAGGCAUCCCGCCUGGGCAAGGUAGUGGGGUCAUUUGUAUGGCUCUACCACCUGUUUUUUACCGAGAAACUAGUGCCGCCUACCAAGCGCCUGCUUCACUAUCCGGUACCCGACACCGCCGCCCGCGGGAUGGCCGGCUUGGUCAUCACCACCAGCCACUACACCGGAGCGUCCAAGGAGUACCUGAAGAAGCUGAUUCUGGCCAUGGGCGCCGAGUACACGCCCAACAUGACCCGCCGCAACACACACCUGAUCACAGCCAUGCCCGAGGGCCUAAAGUACGCACGGGCCAUGGACUGGGAUAUCCACAUUGUCAACCACAUCUGGCUCGAGCAGAGCUUCCAGCGGUGGAAGGCGCUGAGCGUCAGCCAUGCCAGCUUCACGUAUUUUCCCAAUCUACCCAUCCUCAACUCCAUGGUCGGCAGCACCGAGGUCAAUGUCAGCAAGCUGCCCAGGUGGGUCGAUGCGCCGGCCGGCGACAGCGUUGCCGAAUCAUCUGACCUCGAUAUUCUCAGCGACAGCGAGCUCGACUCGGAGGUGCACGUGGACGCAAGAUCAGUGCCUGGCGACGCCAGCAGCUCGGCUGUGCGCACUGACCAGGGCCACGUCUACCCAGAGCCCAACGACGACAAUGACGAUGCUGUGGUGGCCAAUGGGGAUAAUAGCGAGGAUGACGACGACAGCAAUGGCAUCCCCGAGUCGUCAGAUGAGCUUGAUGCAAACGGCACCAAGGACAGGCAGGCGGAAUCCGACACAUUGGUCGUGGGCAAAGUACGGCACUCGUCGCGGCGAGCGGCGAUGGCGGCGUCCAAGAACCUGGGCCAGAUGAUGAAGGCAGCCAAUAUAUUCGAGACCGAAAUGAAGCGCGAAAAGUCGUACCGCCGCUCGGCCAAGCGCACACUGGCAUCGGAGGCUGCGAAUGGCGAGUCGGGCUCGCAGACCGACGGAGCAAAGCGCGCGCGCACCACGACCCACCGCCAAAAGCAGAUCGUCCGCAUAAUGUUCACGCAGGUGCGGCCCAGCCCGGCCGAGCAGCAGCGCAUUAUCGCCAUGGGCGGCGAGAUUGUCGACAGCACCGAGCUAGCCACCCACCUGGUGGCAAAGAAGGUCGGCAAGACAGCCAAGAUGCUGGAAGCCGUUGCCAGCGGCAGCAUUGCCAUUGUCGGCCGCGAGUGGAUGGACGACUCGCUGGAGCGUGGCCGCUGGAUCCCUGUUGGGCCCACCGCUGACAAGGGUUGCGAGUACGGCGAGACGGAGAAGUACCAGCUGGUCGACGAGGCCGCCGAAGCCAGGUGGAACUUCGUGCUGCGCGACUCGCUGCAGCGUGCACACAAGCACCGCAUGUUCGAUGGAGUCACAAUAUUCAUCACGCCGCACACAGUGCCGGCAGUAAAUGUGCUGCGCCCGCUGAUUGAGCGCGCUGGCGGCCAAGCGGUCGAGAGGCUGACCAAGGCGCAGCUGAAGACGCUUAUUAACCAGUCGAUCCACAUUAGCAAGAGCAAGAAGGAGGACGACGAGCGGAUCCCGCCCCUGCUCGUUAUUUCGUGCUCCGAGGACAAAGACAUGUGGGCGCAGUUUGAGCUGUCAAAGGAAAAGCGAAUGCCCAUCUACGGCAGCGAGGUCCUGCUUGUUGGCUUGUUGCGCCAGCGCCUGCUCAGGUCUAGCACAGAAUUCCUAUGCCGAGGCAGAUGA
Molecule: messenger RNA, 2700 nt
Organism: Linderina pennispora
Lineage: Eukaryota; Fungi; Kickxellomycota; Kickxellomycetes; Kickxellales; Kickxellaceae
Exons: 3
Coding region: 1-2700 (899 amino acids)
Biological process (GO): DNA double-strand break attachment to nuclear envelope; double-strand break repair
Cellular component (GO): Cul8-RING ubiquitin ligase complex; nucleus
Source: RefSeq, a predicted model, not a curated record